Molecule: messenger RNA, 1719 nt
Organism: Closterium sp. NIES-65
Lineage: Eukaryota; Viridiplantae; Streptophyta; Zygnematophyceae; Desmidiales; Closteriaceae
Source: the annotation of a GenBank genome assembly
AUGGGGGGGCACGGAGGGUUGAACAUUCUUCCGCAGAAGCGGUGGAACGUGUACAAUUACGAGAACCGGGAGAAGGUGCGCAAGGACGAGGCGGAGGAGGCUGCGCGCGAGCAGGCGCUGGCGGAAGAGCAGCGCCUCCGCGACAGCGAGUUGCGCCUUCAGACGCUCCGCGCGCGCGCGCGGCAGCAGCACCUUCCGCUUCCCCAGCAGCAGGCGGCGGCGGAGGAGCGUCUGCUUCCCCCGCAGGACCAAGCGGCGCAACCGUCGGCGGCAGAACAUCAUGCAGUGGUGGAUGCGGACUCGUCCCGUUUGACCAAAUCACUCGCUACAAGCAUAGGCGACUCUGUUCCGCAAGCGGGCGCGCUCAAAGCGGGUCACAUAAACCUCUUCGAAGGCUUAGACUCGGCUGAUUUCUUCGCGCUAGCGUGCGGUGCAGGCGCGCAGGCGAGCGACGCGGUGAGGCCCGGUCGCGCGCAGGAGGUGUGGGAGAAGGAGCACAAGGCGGGGGAAGAGGAAAAGCAUAGAUUAGGGUACGGAGCGGUGGGGAAGGGUGGGCAGCAGCCGUGGUAUGCCCGAGCGGGUGACUUGACAGAGGAGGAUGGGGAAGGAAGGGCGGGGAAGAUUAAGGGGGAUGCAGGAAGCAGGGCAGUGGGAAAGAGAAGACCCGUGGAAGCAGCAGAGGCGAAAACAGACUCACAAAGAGUGACUUUUCAGGCGCCUCAAAAGUUGGACUCAGAAAGAGUAAAUGUUGGACCUGGGAAAGAAAUUCACCCUGCAAAAGACGAAGUUAGAGACGACAAUGGUGAUGACGAUGAGGACAUGUCUAGUCCGAGGCACAAGAAGAAGCGGAAGCACCGAAAGAGGCGGUCUGCUUCGCAAGACUCUUCCUCCUCCACUUCACUUGCAAGCAGCGACGAUGACGAUGAUAACCACCGCCGCCGCCACCGCAGUUCAAGGAAACACCGUAAGCGGCAGCGCGUCAAAGCGAAAAUUUCCUCCGCUGAUCGGUCUUCCCCUGAGAGUCCUUCUUCCUCCUCGGACAGCGACAGUGAUCUUGGAGCGAGAAAGAAGCAGAGGAGCAGGCGGCGGUCUGACUCGCCAGACUCCUCUUCCUCUUCAUCCCUUGCAAGCAGCGACGAUGAUGAUAACCGGCACCACCACCGCCGUUCCAGCAAGCACCUUAAGAAGCAUCACGUCAAAAAGCGAUUUUCCUCCGCUGAUCGCUCUCCCUCCGAGAGUCCAUCUUCCUCCUCCUCGGACAGUGACAGUGAUCGUCGAGUGGGGAGAAGGCAGGGGAGCAGGCACAGGCGCAGCGGCAGGGAUAGAUCCAUGGAGAGGGGUGUUCAGCGUCAACGCAAGGAGCAUGUCGUGAGGGAGAGGCAGGGGAGGGAGACACGCAGGGGGCUAGGAGCAACAAGGGGGAGGAAGGCCAGAAAUGAAAAAGGGACAGAGAGAAGGAAGCGGAAGGAGGGCGGAGCUACAGAAGAAGGGAUGAGGUGUGACUUGAAGGGUGCUGCUGCGGAGCAUGGGAAGAAGAGCAUAGAGGCUUUAAGAGCGGAAAGGGUGGCAAGGGAGGCAAGGGAGAGGGAACGAGCGCAGAUGCUGUUGCUCCAGCACCACCAGACAACAGGAAGGAGAGGAUUGGGAGGGGUUGUAGGUUCUGGAGCAGCAGGGAACACGUCUGGGGUGAUUGAGCUGGGAGCUACGGAAGAUAAUUAG